Zygotorulaspora mrakii is the source of this 2256-nucleotide messenger RNA. RefSeq names its product putative ATP-dependent RNA helicase (gene DRS1). Bases 1 to 2256 code for a protein of 751 amino acids. The transcript has a single exon. The record is from RefSeq and is a predicted model, not a curated record. Gene Ontology annotation, molecular function: RNA helicase activity; nucleic acid binding; ATP binding. Lineage: Eukaryota; Fungi; Ascomycota; Saccharomycetes; Saccharomycetales; Saccharomycetaceae.
AUGAGCAAAUCAGACUUUCUUAGCGGCGAUUUCGUUCCUACCAUUAGCGAUAGUGAAGACGAUAUUCCUAAUUUAGACGAUUCCGAUGAGGAAAGCAUCAAUACUUCUGUUGCUAGCAAAAAAAAGACCGAGAGUAGGGGCAAUAGCAAUAAGAGCAGUAAAAAAACUGCUACUGCCAAUGUGGAAAACGGGAAAGCUAAAGAUGAUUCUCUGAACCCUGACUUUACGUUCAAUGUUGACAGCAAUGACACCACUAUGCAGUUCCAAGGCUGGGAAUUUUUUGGAGAUAGUAAAGAAGGCGACUAUGUAAGAAAAGAAGUAGAUGUUGACGGUAUAAUAAGAAGGAAGGGUGGCUUGACCAAAAUGGCCCGUGUAGAGGGCGAGAGCGAAAGCGAAGAAGAUGAAGAUGCAGAAGAAGCAGAAGAAGAACAGGGUGAUGCUCAAAGUGAAGAUGAUGACGAAUUGGCUUUGAAUGGAUUUGGUAUGGGUGCAAAGAACCAGGAUGAAGAUGCUGAGUUGAGUGAAGAUAUAGAGGACUCCGAUGAUAACGUUGAAUCUGCCAGCCACGGACUGGAAAUUAUGGAAAGUGGUAAAAAAGAGCAAGAUCAAAGGGAGGACGAUGACGAAGAGGAUUCGCCGGAGGAAAUGGCCAAAUUCUACGCACCAGACGAUGAGAGCGAAGAGGCCAAAAGUCAAGUUCACACCAGUUUCAACACUUUAUCGCUGUCUCGUCCCGUUUUAAAGGGUAUCGCAGACUUGGGUUAUACUCGUCCUUCGCCAAUUCAAUGUGCAGCAAUUCCUAUUGCUCUACUGGGUAAGGAUAUUAUUGCUGGUGCUGUUACUGGAUCUGGUAAAACAGCUGCUUUCAUGAUUCCAAUCAUAGAGCGUUUGCUAUAUAAACCAGCAAAAAUUGCAUCAACGAGAGUUAUUGUUUUGGCACCCACACGUGAACUGGCUAUACAAGGUGCAGACGUGGGUAAAAAAUUAGGAAAGUAUGUUAAUGGACUAACCUUUGGUCUUGCUGUUGGUGGUCUGAAUCUCAGACAACAAGAACAGACCCUAAAGGCAAGGCCCGAUAUUGUUAUUGCUACACCUGGUAGAUUUAUAGACCAUAUCAGAAACUCAGCAAGCUUCAAUGUUGAUUCUGUGGAAAUUUUAGUUAUUGAUGAAGCCGACAGAAUGUUAGAGGAAGGAUUUCAGGAUGAACUGAACGAAAUAAUGACACUUUUACCCAGUAGAAGACAAACGAUGUUAUUUUCAGCAACAAUGAACUCCAAGAUUAAACAGCUUGUUUCUUUAUCGUUGAGAAGGCCUGUCAGAGUUAUGAUUGACCCUCCAAAGCAAGCUGCAUCAAAACUGGUUCAAGAAUUUGUUCGUAUUCGUAAAAGAGACCAUAUGAAACCCGCAGUGCUGUUUCAUUUGAUAAAGAAACUGGACGGGAAUGCGCAGAAAAGAAUGGUCGUCUUUGUCUCCAGAAAAGAAAUGGCACAUAGAUUGAGGGUUAUUCUUGGCUUGUUGGGUGUUGGGGUUGCAGAGUUACAUGGUUCUUUAAGCCAGGAACAACGUCUACAAUCCGUGAACAAAUUUAAAUCGUUGGAGAUCCCAGUUUUGAUCUGUACAGAUUUAGCUUCGAGAGGUCUAGAUAUACCUAAAAUCGAGGUUGUCAUCAACUAUGACAUGCCAAAGAAUUAUGAGGUUUAUUUGCAUAGAGUUGGUCGUACGGCGAGAGCUGGUAGGGAUGGUCGUUCAGUUUCACUCGUUGGAGAAUCAUCUCAGGAUAGAAGCGUUGUCAAAAGUGCGAUUAAAAGUGUUGAUGAGAAUGAGGGCGGUAGUACUGCAGUAGGGAGAAACAUUGACUGGGCCCAGGCGGAGCAAAUUAACAAGCUUAUCGAAAGAAAUGCACAAACAGUUGAGGAUAUUUUAGCGGAGGAAAGAGAUGAGAAGGAAAUCUUGCAAGCAGAGUCACAGCUACGAAAAGGAGAAAAUCUUUUGAAACAUAAGUCUGAAAUUGAAUCAAGACCUAAGAGAACAUGGUUUCGCAGCGAGGCAGACAAGAAAAACUUAAAAAUACUUGGCGCUUUAACUAAAAAUAAGAAAACUAUAAACAGCAAGAAACGUAAAAGGAAUGAAGCUAUUGAGGAUGCGCCACGGAUUUUCAAAAAGACGCAAAAGGGCCGCUCUGCCGAUCAAGAAAGAGCUUUCAAAAGGCAGAGUAGGAACACUGGUGCUAAAAAUAAGAAAAAGGGUAAAAAAUAA